UAAAACAGCUUCACCUUGAGGACACGCAUAUAUAAUUCCCUCUUUAAUGUAAUAUCAGAAAUUUUAAAUGUUAAAAAUACAAAAGUUAUUUUUAUUUUAUUUCAUUUUAUCUAUCUAGCAAGGCAAUACCAUAAACUGUAUCUGGGUAAUAGGUUAAAUCAAACCUGCCUUGGGGUUAUAUUUUUUCCGACGCACCUUGAACGCGUCGUCGAUCAGUUUCGCGUCAGUUUGAAAAAGAAAGUAACUGUGAGCUCGGGCUAGCGGUGAUUGUUGUUCAACUAUUACACUGACAAAGUGACAAGGCGGCUGUAAUGAAAAUUGUUAAACGUAAAGCGUUUCUGCAAAUGUUGCGUUGUUAAAGAAUAAACAUGAGUUAUGUUCAGAGAGGACGACAAGCUAAAUACCAUGGGCUGGAGAACCAAGGAGCUACAUGCUAUUUGAACAGCAUCCUGCAGGUGCUAUUUAUGACCAAAAACUUCAGAGAAAGAGUCACAAGCCAUAGCCAUAUCAAGAAUGAUACAGAGAAGAGAAAUGUUGAAACUGAACUGAGUGAUUUGUUCAGCACUUUGGAAAAACGUCAAGCUGACACACACAGUCUCACAAAGAAGCUGAAGAUCAACAAUGUCUUUGAGCACCGUGAUGCCGCAGAGCACUAUGAGAAGAUCUUACGCAAUAUCAGUCCAGAGGCGUCCCAGAUCUUCCAUGGAGAAUUGACAAACAGAAAUAUAUGUCAGGAGUGUAAUGCUAAAACUGAGACUGCAGCAGGAUUCUGGAGCCUCCCUCUUCCUCUGGUGAACGAUAACAAUGAAUAUAGUGUGGAGAAGGGCAUUGAGGACUUCUUCCGUCCUUCAGAGAUCAGUGGAGAUAACCAGAUGUACUGUGAGAAGUGUGAUAAAAAAUGUGACGCUGUUCUGGAUUGUGAGGUGACACGUUAUCCAAAAGUCUUAGUGCUCCUGUUAAAACGAUUCAAACUGGCAUGUGUUGGUAAUGUUUGGGAAAAAGUAAAAAUCUGCUGCCCAGUGAAGAUGCCAGACACACUGCAAAUGAAACAGAAUAAAAUAUAUACUCAAUACAAACUCUAUGCUUAUGUGGAGCAUUUUGGAAAUCUGCGACAAGGACAUUACACUGCAACAAUCAAGUCACAAGAUGACAGCCGGUGGUACAUUUUUAAUGACUUAAAGGUUGAAUUGUCAAGCUAUGACCAUUUUCAGUUGGAUCCUACACAGACGUCCAGAAGUGUUUAUCUUCUGUUUUACCAGAAACAGAAAGACACAAAUGUGGAUAGACGUAACACACCAGACACUUUACCAACAACAACACUGCUCAAAGGGACUGGAAAUCAUCACAGCUCCUCAAAGGAAGAAGCUGUCAAUAUUAAAUUUUACACACACAACCAACCAGUCACCCCAAGAUCAAAAAGAAAGGAGGAAAGACCUAGAAAUGAUGAAGAAAAUGAACCAAAGAGAAUCAAAACAAAUAUAAAGCAUGAUUUAGGUCCAGAAGAACGCAGUGAAAGGUCUCAAGUGUUUGAAGAUAAACACAAGGAAACUGGUCAAAAUUUUGAUCCUGGAAAACAAUCAAAUGUAAACGGCUCAUAUAGAAACCCCAGGGAUGUCAAUGAGAAGCCCAGAAUGCAGAAUAAACAUAAUGAAAGGGAAGACCAGGCAAUGGCUAAGAUGCAGCAACCAGAAUAUUUAUUAGAGGAGUGCAGUCCACAGAAAGCUGAAUGGGACACACAUGUCAGUCAGCAAGACAGUGGCCAUCAGAACUCUGAUUCAAUGAGGCAAUCAAAACAUAAAGGACCAAAUGUAAAAGCCUCAUAUAGAGACUUCAGCAAUGUCCAUGAGAUGGCCAAAAUCCAUGAUAAACAUAAUGAAGGGGAAGAGCAAGCAAUGGCUGACAUGCAGCUAUUUAGGCAACAAAAUGAGUACAGCCCACAGAAAGCCGGCUGGGGGACACAACAUGUCAGGGGAUUAGUAGAAUAUAGGCAACAAGAUGGUAUGGGGUAUAAGGAUAGAGACGGACACACUAGAGUUAAUCGCAGUAAUAGUUAUGCUCCAAGUAAACAUGAGAGGCAAUGUGAGCUGAUCAAGAGGCAGCAGUCAAAACAAAUGGAAAAUUCCUCAGAUGACUACAACCAAUCAAACAACACAUGGAACAAACAAAAUGUCGGUCAACAAAUUGGACCAGCACAAUACAGGCAAGAUGUUAAAAGUUUUAAAAAUAAUCCUAAACACUACAGACUUAGACGCACUAAAAGUUGUGCUCCAAGUGAAACGAGAUCACUUGAGAAUAUGUGGCCUAAUCCUGAGAAUUCGAGAGGAAGAAGGGAAAGGUCUUUAGUCAGAAAUGAACCUGAUCAAAAGUCAACACGUAGUUUUCAUGAACCACACAACCAGCAUUAUUCACAGGAAAACUUCAGGAAAGAAAUCCAGAAUGAUAAAAUGAGAAAUGAUGGACUAAGGAAAAACUCAAGAAGAGAUGGACAGAAUGAGAGACCGUCACAAGAAAUGCCUGAGCAAAUUAACCCUCAGCAAUGCUUGCAAGAUUGCAUACACGUCAGUCAAGACAAAAUAUGCAGUCAGGUCAUUCGCAAAGACCAAAAGAUACAUGUGCUGAUGAUAUGGGUAAAAUGAAAGAUGGAAAUAAACUAUGCCACAACAAUGCAAAACCUGAGGCAGAAAUAACCUGUGAGUAUUUAGCUGAACAGAUGAAACAUUUAUCAUUGAGCAAUCCCCCCAAAAAAUCAGAAGAGGAGCUUGAAACAAAUUAUCGCCAAAGCAGGAAGAAGAAGAAGUGUUUGCCGAGGUGUCGUUUGCCGAGGUGGCGUGGUUUGCGUCGUUAUAUUUGUUUUUUAUCAUGUAAGAAGAAAACACACCAAAUGACUAGGCAGGCACACUAUUACUACUAUUAGAUAUAAGGAAUAGUUUAUAAUUAUGUUCCUGGUUUGAGUGAGUUAUUUUCUCAUUCUACACUAUACUAGAAUACUGUUGUAUUGUUUUUGUGUUUU
Molecule: messenger RNA, 3010 nt
Organism: Boleophthalmus pectinirostris (great blue-spotted mudskipper)
Lineage: Eukaryota; Metazoa; Chordata; Actinopteri; Gobiiformes; Gobiidae
Exons: 12
Coding region: 369-2636 (755 amino acids)
Biological process (GO): protein deubiquitination
Cellular component (GO): cytosol; nucleus
Molecular function (GO): cysteine-type endopeptidase activity; cysteine-type deubiquitinase activity
Source: RefSeq, a predicted model, not a curated record